Molecule: messenger RNA, 1745 nt
Organism: Hylaeus volcanicus
Lineage: Eukaryota; Metazoa; Arthropoda; Insecta; Hymenoptera; Colletidae
Product: ribosomal RNA processing protein 36 homolog
Exons: 3
Coding region: 133-828 (231 amino acids)
Biological process (GO): maturation of SSU-rRNA from tricistronic rRNA transcript (SSU-rRNA, 5.8S rRNA, LSU-rRNA)
Cellular component (GO): nucleolus; 90S preribosome
Source: RefSeq, a predicted model, not a curated record
AUGCUACAGAAUUUUCUGCCCCAUAAAAUUGCAGACAUUUACAACAUAACCUAACCAGUGAACUAUAUCAAUACCGAAUCAUACUAAAGUUUAUAUAGUAUCUUGUUCAUCUAACAAUUUCCGUUAUUUAACAUGAGUGACGAUGAAGAUUUGCUUCUUAACGAAGACAAAGAUCAAGAUCAAAUCAGGACGGAGCUUUCCCAGAUGAGUUUCGAAGAUUUGCAGAAACUUAAAGAGAAGUUGGGAACUAAAGUCUAUAACGAAGCAUUGUUCGGUUCGCGUAAAGUUAGAAAAGUCGAUUUCAAACGGGAAAAUAAGAACAGACCCCGGGAAAUGUCUGCGAAGAAGCCUGUGUCUCGAUUUAGGGAAAUUGUGCAAAUAAAAAAAAAUAUACCAAGAGAUCCCAGGUUCGACGGUCUCUGCGGUACGUUCGAUCAAAAGGAGUUUAAAAAGGCUUACGGAUUUCUCACCGACGUGAAGAAGAAUGAUUUACAAAAAUUGAAGAAACAAUUAACGGAAACAGAGGAUCCAAAAGUAAUAAAGAAGAUUAAAUAUCUUAUUCAACGACUGGAAAAUCAAUUACGCGAAGAGCAGAGGCGAGAUCACCAAGAGGAAAAGAAGAAUCAAGACAAGACAGAGAUAGUAGAAGCCAUUAAACGGGGUGAAAAGCCUGUUUUCAAAAAGAAGACUGAGAGAAAAGUUUUGGAUUUAGUUUCUCAAUACGAGGAGCUGAAAACUUCUGGUAAAUUGAAGAAGCACAUUCAAAGGUUGCGCAAGAAGAAUCUACACAAGGACCGACAGAAACUAGCGUCAUCGGAAAUCGAUUGAAAACAACAACGGACUAUACGUGAAAUUAAAAUUUAUAUGAAUAAAUUCUAACUGUAAUUAUUAUAAGGUGUACAUAAGCGUAAUAAAUACUACUUGGACAGUUAAACUAAGCUUCUUUUCUCUCGCUCGACUUCGAUAUUCACCUUACGUUAUGUUUGCGUACCGUGGAAGUACCGAACGGAUAGGUAGAAUAAAGAGGUCUUUAUUAAUUAUGUAUUUUUUAUUUAACAUCAAAAGUAAUGACACUUGGGUUGGACAAUGUCUCUCGUUUCUUCCUUAAUGUAUUUCACGUGUGAAAACAGAACUUACAGAAUAAUCAAUAUGAAAGGAAUCGUCAAUCAGAAGAGAUAGUUGGUAGAGCGGUGUACGUUUUUAUCUCUGAGCGUGUGUGUUUAUACGUGUGUUUCUCUAUAUGUCGCACGUGUUCUUCGGAGCGCGUGACCGCGUGUGUGUGUGUGUGUGUCUGUCCUGUGUGUAUGUACGCGUGUAGAGUGUAUUAUGCGGCGCUAAAACGAAGAACAGAAAAAAGAGUACAGGGGACCCGUACGCAAAAGGCGAUCCCCUUUAAGCGGAGCGCCUUCUCGUGGGUCACCAUUCACGCGCGAUCUGUUUGUCCGUCUUCAAUUAUUUAAAAUAUGUACAAUAUUAAUAAAACAUCAUUCAUUAUUUUUUUUUUUUGUUUGUUUGUUUAUAUUUUAAUCAUUCAAUGAUUCUGUCGUGGUGUGGCGGGCUGUGCAGGGGCGACGUUCCACGGAAUUCUCGUGACCACCCGUUGUCUCUUUCGUUUCCCAACCGAAUAUGUUCGAUUUCUUCCAUAAUUCUUUCUCGUUUUAUCGAUUUCUUUUUUUUUUUUUUCGUACAUCGCCAAUUGAGUUUCGAUCGCGGUCAAACGAAAAGGCGAAGGACCCGUAUGAAAG